UAAGAGUGGGGUGCAUAUGGCCAUUUAGGAGAUUCCAGGCCAUCUCCGCAGCUCUUAUUCCCAUUUAGAAACAAAUUUUUGAAGAAUAGAAAGAGAAAAUAAGAAAAAGAAGGCAAGGCAAAGGUUUCCUUCAUAGUGUCACUUGCUUUGUCAGAAUGUCUCAAAGAAGCUUCGCCUUCACUCCAACAGCCCUGCGCUCUCUCGAACAGGACAGGGACCUGCUGGAGAGAAGGCGCUAUCAGAGGCAAUUGGUAGACCCGGUACUUAGUGGUUACCUGCUGAGGAAGGAGGCCCGGGAGAAGACCAGGCUUUUCAAACAGACCCGUUUGGAGCCGACCGCACCAAUGGUGUGCCGUGACCUGGUGGUGCAAAAUGCCCUGUACACGGGAAACGUGGAGGCUGUGAAGGAGUUCUUUCCCAAAGGCUCAUCAGCCAACCUGGUCAUCCAGCCUGAAGGAGGAGCCAUGCGCUGGGUCUCAGAUGGGAAAGUAAGAGGACUGUGGUCGCUGACCUAUGAGCAGGAGCUGACCACUCCUCUGCACAUUACAGCGGGCCGAGGCUUCACUGACUGCCUCAGGCACCUGCUGCUGAGAGGAGCCAAUGUUGAUUUUGCCCCCGGAGGCACCACUGCAUUGCAUGAAGCCUGCGAGGAGUGCCAACCGGAAUGCAUCAAACUGCUGCUGGAGUAUGGUGCCAAUGCCAAUGCUGUCAAUGAGGACGGACUGAUGCCCCUCCACGUCUGUACAGAGCUGAACUCUCUGGAGUGUGCCAAGCACCUCAUCCAGUUCGGAGCCGCUGUCAAUGGACGCAGCCUGGAUGAAAAUGACACGCCACUGCAUGUGGCAGCACGUCAUGGCCUCUCAGCUCAUGUGGAUCUCUACCUGCGUCAUGGUGCGGCACUAGAGCGGCAGAAUGAUGAUGGCCUCACACCACUCAAUUCUGCCUGCUCACAGCCACAGGAAUUGGCUGCCCUGGAGCGCUACAGGCAAGUGUGCCAGCAGCUAGUGGAUGCUGGAGCGGAUGUGCAGACGGGUGAUGCUGACAAGCAGACACCUCUGCACAUGGCCUGCAAGAAUGCCAACCCAGACGUGGUGGAUUUGCUGCUGCAAAGGGGUGCCUCUGUCAACACCAUGGACUAUGGUGGGGAGGCACCCAUGCAUAACAUCUUGAAGAUAGUGGCCUAUAAGAUUGAUCACCAGCCAGAGAGGAUAGUGAAGGCAUUGUUGAACUAUGGAUCCAUCAGGGUUUGGCCAGGAGCACUGGCAAAGGUGCUUAGGUACUGCUGUAUGUCUCCACGAACAAUAGAAGUGCUGCUAAAUGCAUAUGGUCGCAUCAAGGUUACAGAUGAAUGGGUGGAGGCAGUUUCCCCAGAGGCAUUUCAGAAACACAGAGAAUUCUAUGAGUCUGUGUUUGCCUUGGCCCAUAAUCCUCGCUCCCUGCAGCACCUGGCCCGCUACCAGCUACGCACCUAUUUGGACAAUCGCAUGCCCAAAGUAGUGCCCAGACUGGGCCUGCCUACUUUUCUGAAGAAUUACCUGAUGCUGGAGUUCCGAGGUUAUGUUCACUAGGAACCUUGUAGAGCCACGCAGGAUUUUGAGUGCUCCAUCCAAUCAGCUUCACAUUUAUGAUGUGUUGAAAUGUGAAGAUGUAUGUGCUGAGAAGUCCUUUGCCAGGCCACGGAUGUUCAGCCUGUGAAUAAUCAAAAGUAGGGUUGUAAAUGUCUGAUCUCACAAUUCAACACAAUUACAGCUCUUUAGGAAAUGGCUCAUUACACCAUGAAAUGUCAGGUUUCAUCAAGAGUUAAUUAAACUAUUUUGGUAUAAUUCAGUAUUAUAAAAAAACACUGAAAUAUGGUUGGAGGAACUAUUUAUGCAGUGGAAAAUAGAAUCAAUAAAACAAAAUUAACAAGCAGUUCAGUUUUUUAGAUUUUACCAUAUGCCAAGAUUUUUGUUUUAGUAAAAAACUGAGUUAAUAUUAUUAUAAUCAGUUACAACAUUGCAAAAGCAUUCAAUUGACACCUUUGGACUGACACAAUAUCAUGAUGCAAUUUUACACACGUUAUCAAGCGUUUGGGAAAGCAUGUGUGUAUGACAGCUGAACUGACUCUUGUUCACAAGAAUGUAACAAGACUGAAGAUGGUUUGCAACCAUAUGAAUGUCGACUCCAAAAAUGUGAAUGUGAGCUGCACUGAAACAAGUCUGUAUAAGAUUUGAGCGAGCACUUGGCAUUUGUAAAAGAUGUAUAAAUGUAAUAUAUUUGACACUUAUUUGAUAAACUCUCUUUUUUUAGGCAGAAGUUGUCUGACUAAUAGAAUAGGUGUAGGUUGGAAAGAGCUAAGCCUUAGCCUGAUGAACAGUGGCUGUUGAUCAUGGAGAAUGGCUUUGUAGAUGGCUCUACUGAUUAUAUUCAUUCCCUUAAGUAUUCACUGAAAUUCACUGAUUCAUGAAAGCACAUGUACAAAACAUAUGAUGAAGUUUUUCACUAUGGAUGAGUUGCAGCAUUAUGCUGUGGUUUUUCAUGCCAUACCAUAUGGAUAUAGCUGAUUUAGUAUUGAAGAUAUUUACGAAAUUUACAUUUUUAAGUAUUCAAAUAUGUAUUAUUGAUUACACUUUUGUUUUUCUUUCGAGGUCUUGUGGUCUAAUCUUCACUGAGAAGCUUGUUGGUUCUGAGCACACUGUGGAAACCUGACAGCCACAAGGGGGUGCUGUGUAUUUUUUUCUUAGCUUUUUUUGACAUUUUUUUUUUAGCCUGUUACCACAAAUGGUUAAGAAAAUUAACACGUGUUCUAUAAUAAGAGCUGUGAAAUUGAGUGAACUUAUAGUUUAACAUGUGAAUAGACAUUUGAAAUAUUUUCACUGUUA
Molecule: messenger RNA, 2861 nt
Organism: Pygocentrus nattereri (red-bellied piranha)
Lineage: Eukaryota; Metazoa; Chordata; Actinopteri; Characiformes; Serrasalmidae
Gene: asb10
Product: ankyrin repeat and SOCS box containing 10
Exons: 5
Coding region: 156-1568 (470 amino acids)
Biological process (GO): intracellular signal transduction; negative regulation of delayed rectifier potassium channel activity; neuronal action potential
Cellular component (GO): membrane; synapse; axon initial segment
Molecular function (GO): transmembrane transporter binding
Source: RefSeq, a predicted model, not a curated record